This is a messenger RNA of Guillardia theta CCMP2712, 435 nucleotides long. RefSeq lists its product as hypothetical. The record is from RefSeq and is a predicted model, not a curated record. Lineage: Eukaryota; Cryptophyceae; Pyrenomonadales; Geminigeraceae. The transcript is spliced from 2 exons. The coding region runs from base 1 to 435 and encodes 144 amino acids.
AUGGCCCGUCAAAUCUUGAACGCGGAGGUAGCGGUGGGGAUAGCGAGGAAGAAGAAAAUCUCUUGGCUCCUGCACAUUGACGGGGACGAACUUUUCUUCACCCCGGCGCUGGAUGCGAGGCCUCACUUUGAAAUGCUCAGCUCGAAGAAGAACAUCUACCAGAUGCAGCAGCGGAAGCAGGAGCAGGAGCAGGAGCAGGAGCAGGAGCAGGAGCAGGAGCAGGAGCAGGAGAGCGUGUAUCCUGAGCUAUCCUGGCAGGCGGUAUACCUCAACAUGGAGGCGAUGGCGGAGGAGGAGGAGCCGUCGGAGCCAUUCUUUGAGAGCGUAACGCUCUUCAAGCGGAACCCUCACGUCUACGAGCAUGAUGAGGCGAGAAAGCUGAUCAGGACAUACAAGCAGUUCCAUGAUUAUCACUUCAUGGGCUACUCGGUAUAA